Physella acuta is the source of this 1476-nucleotide messenger RNA. RefSeq names its product filamin A-interacting protein 1-like. Gene Ontology annotation, molecular function: protein binding. The record is from RefSeq and is a predicted model, not a curated record. NCBI's taxonomy places the organism in Eukaryota, Metazoa, Mollusca, Gastropoda, Physidae.
UAACACAUUUGAUCAGAAAAUAUACGUUAUAUUUAUAUUACUUCAUUGAAAGUAACAUAUUACUCACAGUUUUAUGUAUAAUUUAAAUUUGAACAAUCUCGACAAGAAAAAGACUAAAAAGUGAGAUCUGUAUUUACUAAGAUGCGAUCUAGAAUUCAGGUCAAACAUGUUACAGAACACAUGAAAUAUUUGGAAGAGCAGAUACAAACUAUUGAACCUGCCCUUAAAGCUAUGAAAAUUGCAGUAGAAAAAAGUAAGACUUGGAUAGAAGAUAAAAAUGACAAGCCAUCUGUCACAUACAUGGAGUUGUACCAGGAACUUGAAUCAGCGACGAUGGCCUUGUUAGAUGCAACGUCACAAAUAAUAGAUGAGAAUCAAGAACACAUAGAUGUCGAUAAAGGAACGCCAUCUUUUUCUAAGCCUACACCACAAACUACAGCAACAGAAGAACUCGAACAUAGUGAAUCAACACAUCAAGUUACUAAACAUGUUCUACAAAUAUCGGAAAUAUUGAGUCGACUUGAGCAGAUAGAGUCAGCCUUAUCUUCUCUACAAGAUGCCAAUGACAAGUCUACAGAUGACAUAUCAGAAAUAAAACAAUGGAGAGACAACUUUGUAACAGAACAGAGUGACAUGGGGGUAAACAUUGAACAACUGACUAAAAAACAAAAGCAGAAUUUUAAAAAUCUCAGAAAACAAAUUCACGAACAAGAUAACAAAGUAAAGGAGCUGAACAAAGAAAUUGAAAAUUUAAAAGAAAAAGAAUCCAAGUCAAACAAAACACUAGAGAGACUGUCUCAAGAUAUGAAGGAAUAUGAAAACUACUUACAAAAAAUAAAUAAAGAGAUGCAAGAUCACGCAGACAUGACAGAUAGUAUAACUCAAGAAAUGAAAAGACAUUCAGAUCAGAUGUCUACCCUACAAGAAGAGAUUUCUAAAAACAUGCUGAAUACAUCAACUCAAUUAGAAAAGUACAUUUUAAUGAACAAGGUCCUACAACAAAGAUUGAUGCCUAUUGACAAACUGAUUAAAAUCUUUAACCAGAAGUUGGAGUCAAGGGAAGAUAGAAUAACGAAGCUGGAGAAUAUUGAAGGUGCUAUUUCAAAAUUGUCCAAAGAUUUGAAUAUUAUAGAGUCACGUGUAUGUAACAGAUAUGCUUGUCAUGUACAGCUUGCUGAUCCCACACCUGUCAGUGUUAGAUCAAUUAUUUCAACAUUUGGUGAAGUACGUGAAUAUAACGGUCAACAUUUUAACCAAACAACAGGAAAAUUUGUAUCACCACAUGAUGGUUUAUAUCUUGUCUGUGUCACUCUACAUGAAUUGGGAGAUACAUGGAUUAAAGUCGCUGUGGUGGCUGGAGGCAGGUGGUGUACGUUUAUAGAAGUGAACUGUGCCGACACUAGCGCUGCUGGAUAUGUAACUGUCAUCAGAACCCUUGAGACAAACCAAAUGAACUUCCACAAAGACGAAUGUUAA